Messenger RNA from Pogonomyrmex barbatus (red harvester ant), 856 nucleotides. RefSeq lists its product as uncharacterized. The record is from RefSeq and is a predicted model, not a curated record. NCBI's taxonomy places the organism in Eukaryota, Metazoa, Arthropoda, Insecta, Hymenoptera, Formicidae.
GAGAGAGAGAGAGAAAGAGGAGGAAAAAGAAGGCAUUUUAUGUGUCGCGUGGAAAUUAUAUUUCAGAUAAGAGAUGCCAGUUAUUGUUACGGGAGCAGCGGCGAGGACGACGACGAAGAUGAUAGCAGUAAUGCUCUACGGCAGAGAGGCGAGGUCAGCGCGGCGGUCAACACCGUGCUCUACGUCGGUUUGGGGACCACUGCGCUCGGUUUAGUUAUCUCGUUCGUCGGUACCGGAGAGAAAGGCUUCUUGAGCCCGCAGUUGAGACUAGUCGGUCCAUCGUUACUGUGUGCUGGUCUGCUAUGCUGCCUGUUCCGCGUGCUGCUAUGCCUCUGCUUGUGCCACUGCGGCCAGUGUCGCUGGCAAUUCUGUCACGUUGCCUCGCACAAGGAAAAGGCGAGGAAAGCGGACGCGCGACCGGGACCGGGGACAUUAUCGACCGCCUCCCUGUUGCCGCCGCCAACGCAACAACAGCAGGAACGAGAACGACAACGUGAACCUGAACGUGAACGUGAGCGUGAACGGGAACGGGAGCGAAACCGGGACCGGGAGCGGGAACGAGAACGGGAACGACCGGUCGCGCCGACGAGCCGCUCCGUGUCGCCGGCGACGAAAGGACACGAGCUCCUGCUCUCACCUGCCCAAUUACCGGAGUGAAAAACAUGAUCGUGUCACAAACAUUUUCUACAAAUGAAUUCUAUAUAUACGCCGAUUUACUGCCGGUUCACGCCCGAUUAUUCGACCCUAGUUUCCGUUGCGGCCUGAACCGCGGGUUCUCGCAGCCUAAGAAGUAGUCUUACAUGCGUCUUUAGAGCUUAAACAAUAGAAGAAUAAAGGGAUCGGCUACGUUUUUCUA